This is a messenger RNA of Triplophysa rosa, 7931 nucleotides long. RefSeq lists its product as uncharacterized. The transcript has 11 exons. Gene Ontology annotation, biological process: protein targeting; protein import. The record is from RefSeq and is a predicted model, not a curated record. Gene Ontology annotation, molecular function: ABC-type protein transporter activity; ATP binding. Gene Ontology annotation, cellular component: membrane. Lineage: Eukaryota; Metazoa; Chordata; Actinopteri; Cypriniformes; Nemacheilidae. The coding region runs from base 464 to 7381 and encodes 2305 amino acids.
AAAGCGAAACUAAACACUCAAGGGACGGGAGGAAAAGAGAAGGUCGACGAAAACGUGAUACCAUCAUCUGGCGUAGAUUUGUUUUAAACCAAAGCGUGAAAACUAAUGUAGUAUGUUAUAAUUGUAUCUGUUAUUAGAGUGCUUUCAAAUCGAGAACCGAAAAUGAACGAAUAAGAUUGAUUUCUUAAAGAAUUAUUCCAGUCAGUGUGUUUGUCUCAGCCGCCAUUAACUGAUACAGCGAACGAACGGUUUACAGAGACUGAGGAGAGUCUGACUGGUUCAUUUGGCCUGUGUGUUUGAUUGAAGGGUCUUCGGUCUUCAUGGCAGAUCGAUCUUGAAGUCCCUGAAGUGUCUCUAGCCUUGAGGAAGUCACACAUAUCUAACAUCUGGAGCAAUGGCCUCCUCUAUUCAUCAAGGCCGGCGCAACAGCAUGGACAUACCUCCUGAAAUAAUAUCCUAAAUAAUGGGUGCCCAGGUUUCCGUUGUGAAUCAAACUCCUUAUAACUGGCGCUUUGCCACCCAGGACAGAGGGUAUACACGCAUCGAUCCUGGCUGCACAACAACCUAUACGGAAGUGAAAUUAAUCCAUCGCUACAUCUACAUCAGAUAUGAAGAUAACACAUGGGAUAGCUUUAACUAUGAGUUCAACACCUUUAAAGGUGACACCUCCUUUAUCUUAAGGGAAACCUACGACCGUUCCCAGAUUCAGUUGGACUGCACCUCUGAGGGUAUCGUUCAUUACUGUCCCAACUACAAGAAAAUUGAAGAAGAUGAAAAACGGAGACAGCAAGAAGAGGAGGCAAGACGUCUUGAACGUUUGGAACGUGAGCAUAGGAUUCAACAGGAGCUGGAGAGAGAAAGUGAAUCGUCCAGACAAAAGCUUUCUCGAGCAACUGAGCGCCUCCGUGAAAAACAGAGCUUUAGAGGUCACGAGCAACAUCAUGAACGCACACAAGCUCUCCAUCAGCAAAUAGAAGAUGAUGCUGGUGCGAUCGAGAGGGACGAGGUUAUUGAUGUUGAAGAAAAAUUCAAAGAGCUUUUGUUAAAGUAUCAGAUCACAGAAGACAAAGACAUACAGAAGAAUCAGAUUUGGGAUAGGAUUAAGACACUCCAGAAUGAAUUUACAGUUCUAUAUUGUAAAGAAAACAACCUGUCAUUAUGGUCUCAGUUCACAUUUGAUCGUGCUAUAGGAUACAAUGAACUGUCUCUUACUGAGCAGCUCACAGUUCUUGAGGCAUCUCUACAGUUCAUUCUGCACAACAGCACUGAAGAUGCUAAAGAUGAUGGAGAUCAGCCGCUCGGCUGGGAGAAGAAGUACAACUUUCAUUUGGGCUUGGUAGAGCAGCUUUAUGCCACCAACCCAACUUUAGCCGAACACAUUUUAUUAAAUGUACUUGACAUGGUUUCAGAGCUUUCACCACAAAGUAAAAAAUGUUUAGGUCAAAUGUUGUUCAACAGAAUCUGGACACCAACAGAAAUAAUGCUCUUCAUUUGCAAUAGUCUGGCUAUAAAAUGCGAUCAACUCGAUUCAGUUCUUCACACAGCACGAACCUACCACCUGAACUGCAUCCUCGUUCUCUCUGCUCUUAGGAAUGAAAACCCCUUAAUGUUUCUUCAAGAACAAAUAAAAAAUGACAAGGAAAAAGAUGCUGAUACAAUUGUGAAUGAACUUCGUGAAGCAAACUGCCCAGAGAAAGUCUUGGUGGUGUUGAAAGAUGUGCUUAGAUACAUAGAGUCUGAACUACCAAAAUAUGAAUUGGUGGACCUUACCAAGGAAGAAAUCAACGACUUGAAAAACAAGAUAAAAUCUCUUAAUCUUGUAAACCCAGAUAUCAACAUUUUAAAAGAUGUAUCAAUUGGAAUGUCAAAAGCAGUGCAAGACUGCUCAACAAUCACAAAAGACAACACUAAGAUUCAAGGCUUUUUUCCAAGACGUACACAACUAGCAUCAUUGCUUUUGCUCCUCCUGGCACAGCUGACAGAAAAUAAAGGAUGUCUUCUAGAGAUUGGCACAGGUGAGGGCAAGUCCUGUAUUUUAGCCAUGUUUGCAACAAUUCUGGCCAUUCGAGGAAUAAAAGUGGACAUUGUGACAAGUUCUCCAGUUCUCGCCCAACGAGAUCAAGAGGAGUGGAAGAAAUUUUUUGAAAUGUUUGGUAUUACCUCAUCUGUAGUACCUCCACGCUACCCAAGCGCCCACUCACAAGAGGAACGAGAUGAAUGCCUUAAAGAUGCUUAUAGACAACAAAUAGUUUAUGGCACAGUAGGGGUCUUUGCAGCAGACAUACUUAAGCAGGAAUUUGAGAAGAGGAAGACUCGUGAUACACGGCAGUUUGAGCUUGUCAUAGUCGAUGAAGUAGACUACAUGACUUUGGACAAUGGAGUUCAAGUGACAUUCUUGUCCCAUGAAUCUGGUGGAUUUAGGCAUGUGGAGCAAGUGCUUUCCAACAUAUGGGCCAUGAUUUCUAGUUGUCAGCCAAUAGAAAUGUUUGAAACAGGGGAGAUAAAAUGGGCGACAAGAAUACAGUACUUUCAUAAAGCUGUAACAGCAGCUGUUAUGGGACAGGAGACAACCGACAGCUUUUCAGCAAAUGAGAUCUUGUUGCCUGGAGUGACUUUAGGAUUCUACACCCAGGAGAAUAUUGACAUGAUUAAUCAAGCAAAGAGCAAGAAAGAAAAUGAAGGUGAGGAUGCAAUGUCUAAAGCAUUAGCUGAAAUCAUGAAGAACCUUGGAGUUUUACAACAGUUUGAUCUUCUGAGUAUAUUUGAGGAGGUCUUGGAGUACAGUGCAGUGUUUAAGUGCUAUUCUCUAGAGAACAAGAAAGCAACACGUUUUGAAGCUCGGGAGAAACAAGGCGACAUUAAUGUUGAAAUGCUGCUGCUGGAAGGAGGACUGGCAUGCGAAAUCAUGUCUGAGAAAUCACUCAUUGAUGCAACUGUAAGCACAAUAAAAUCGUCCAUCAAGUACUCAAAUAACGUCAAAACAGACAAAGAAUCCAACAACUUCAUUGUCGUCCCUUUUUUCUUGAAAAACUAUGUUGAGAAUCAGUUGCCAGCUUUUGUGGAGAAUGCACUAAAGACUGUUCAGAUGUCACAGGGUCGAGAAUAUAUACUCGACACCUCACCAGCCGCUGAAAGAGACGUUGUUGCCAGUAAUGACAAGCACAUGUAUAACGCGAUAGUUCCAGUGGACUUCAAAGCAAGCGGUGUGUUGGAGAAAAACAAGAAAUGGGGUAAUGGUCUGCAGCAGUUUUUGGAGUUAAAGCACCAACUUGCAAUUUCACAGAUAUCAAACGUGACAAACUACAUGUCAAAUGUCCAUUUUUUCCAAAGGUACCUCAGUGGGAGUGGUAUAUUUGGUGUUUCUGGUACAUUAGGAGGUAAAGCAGAUCAUGAUUUUCUGGCAAGACAUUAUGAAGCAAAGAGCUGCAAUGUACCUGAACAUCGCCAAAAAAGAAUGGUGGAGCUUCCAGUCAUCCAGGUGAAAGGUGGGAACCACCAAUGGAUCCAGACUAUUUGCGAAACUACAUGGGAAGUAGCAGAGAGAGGACAAGUUGUCUUGGUGAUUUGUGAAGAUGUUAAAACAGCAGAUGAACUACAUGGGAAAAUGCAAGAUGGAGGUAAAUUUAAAGCAGAACAGAUCACUCUGUACACAAUCAGUGAGAAGCACAAUAUUGAAAGAGAGAAAUUCUGUGGAGGCAGAAUCAUAAUUGCAACAAAUCUCGGAGGACGAGGAACGGACAUAAAAGUGGAUGAAAGUGUGAACAAGUGUGGUGGUCUUUUUGUUCUUCUUACUCACUUUCCACACAACCGAAGAGUCGAGAAACAAAUAUUUGGCCGUACGUCUCGAAAAGGAAAUCCCGGGAUGGUCCAGAUGGUUGUGAACUGUGAUCACCUCGCACCAGCUUACCAAGGUCAGUCUGUGGAAAUCAUGCGUCAGCUGAGAGAGCAUUAUGAAAUUAAACGAAUCCAGGACAUGGAAAGUGAUGAGCUGGUUGAAAUAAAACUGAAGGAAGAUCUCUUCUCCACAUUUUGUAGAUUGCUGAAAGACUUUGAUAGGCAUUACACACCAGAAGAAAAACUGAAUCCCAUGCGAAUGCAGCUUGAGAAAAUUCCUGAUUGCUUUAAACAUCAUCAGUCUAAGUUUGAUUAUCAGCCUGCCAUCAAUGCUUUGAAAGAAUCUUGGGCCUUGUGGUUGACCCUACAUGAGGAUCACAUCAAUAGGCAUGAUGACUUCAGUCAACUCGAAGCAGACCUUAUCAAGACAAUGAAAGGAACGAGUGAAAAGCUGCUGCUAGGAGAGUCUGAUAAUUUCUACGAUCACGUCAGACAGGCAAUUGCAAGAACUGAUCUACACUGCCGAAACAAAUCCAGCAAUUCUAAUGGAGCUGACACCUAUUGGCAAAAAGUUGAGACCUAUGACAAACACUACAAAACUGUAUCACUCUAUAACCAGGCGUACAUCACCAUCAACCUCGGCAAAGGUAACUAUAAAGAAGAUGCCAGGAAACUGCUGGAAGAUGCAAAGAAAUCCAUUGACGUCUACAUCUCAGAAGUCUCAAACACAAUGGUCUCAUGUAACUUAUCAGUCACUGGUAACAAAGAUCAGAGCACAGAGAACAACAACUUUCAGAGUCAAAUGGAGGCCAGAAUGAACAUCUUUAAAUCUUGGAUGACGUACAUUGAUAAUGCCGUGCUUAAACUUAAAGAGCUGGAGAAAAGCAACAGCGAUGCCAUUACAGAGGACUGUUCGGUCUACAUGCUGUCUGAAGAAAAGAACUUCAUCAUCAGUAAUGAGUUAAUAUCACUGUACGACUACGGCCUCGGAGUUGUGUUUGAGGUGAAAAAGAAGCCCAAGUUUUGCAUUGACGCUUUGAUAUGUUUCAUAAUCGGCAUGGUUCAAGUUCUCGCUGGAGUUCUUAUUUGUGCUUUUACGGUUGGAACAGCCAGUCAGUUUGGAAUGGGUCUGAUUUCAGAAGGAGUGUCUGACAUGAUCAGUGGAAUAGAGGGCAUGAUGAAGGGAACAUUCGAUUGGGUGUCAUGGGCGAUAUCUAAGAGCAUCAGCAUCGGGCUCUCGUUGCUAACAGCUGGCUUUAGCAUUAUCAAGAAAGCAGUUACUUCUGUGUGUACAGUGACAAAGAGUCUCCUUAAUGGUACAAAGUCAUUCUCUGCUGUUGCGUCUGAAUUCAUCAAAUCAGGAAAGGCAGCAUUUACUUCAUUGAAAGGAAGCGUUCAGUCUGGUUUACAAUCCGUCAGUAAGGAUUUGUUUAAGUCUGCCAUGAAAAACAUGACUACUUCUACAGCUCUCAGAGAGAACUUCAAAUAUGCGACCAAAUAUGCAGUUCAGGAAAUCUCGAAACAGUCUGUGAUCUCUGCCAUAAACUACGGAAUUGAUAUAGCAGGUCAGGAAGUCUUUAAGCUAAUUUUACACAACAGUUUUAAGAAUGUUGUUGCUUCGUCAGUGAAGCAGAACAGUAAACUGGAUCAGACUCUCAUCGAGUUCAUCAGCUCAGGUGUUCCAAAAGCUGCCUUGAAAAAAGAGAAUUUCAAGAUUGACUCAAAAUAUGAAAAGCAAAUGAAAGAAUCAGUUGAUAUGCUUUGUGAAGAAAUAAUUCCUCAGCUUGUACUGGACUGUACCAAAACACGAGAUGUUAUCACCAACCUCUGUAAAGUGUGUGACAUAGUGACAAAUGAAGUAAAACAGUCUGGUUUGCUCACAGCAGCAAAGGUGGCUCUGAAAGUAGCAGAGUACUCUACACGUCUCAGUGAAAUAUUGAGUGCCAUACCAACAAAGAAGAUAAUAGACAAGGAAUUUGUUCCUCAAUUACUGGAGAGCAUCAAUGAGCUUCAGACAGAAAUGACAAAGUAUGACCAAGAUGGACGACAUGAUUUAGAUGAUGUAAAACGCCUUAAAGGAGAACUUCUACAGAAAAUCGUUCAGAAGGUUUCUGAGCAAUUCAUCAGCUCCUGUUCUGAACAUAUAAGUUCUUUAAUUACCAGCAGCUUUAAGAGUCAGUUUAACAUUGCUACAGGACAGGCAUUGGACAAAGUGAUGCGCAGAAAUAAAACUCAACGUUUCUUUGAUGACCAGAGAGAAAGACACAACAAUAAAUCUGCAAGCCACAAAGAAGUGAAACAGCUGUCUGAUGAGGACAAGACAAAACUAAAGCAGUUUACAGAAGAUAUUUGCAAAGCUGAUCAGCCCACUUCAGCCCUCGAUGUGUACGUGCUCACAAAAAGUAACCUGCUGAAUGGAAAAGGAAUUUGUCUUACUAUCGUUGAUCAAAAAGGUAAACAACUGACUGAAGAACGUCAAAUGGGAACCAACAAAUCAGCAGGCGAAAUAAAACUGAGAUUAACCAAGUCUGCAAAAGACCAACAUUCACCACAAGCUGGAUCACAGCUGUACAGCGGCCAUUUUGAUAUUGUACAGGAUGACGGGAAGAUAAUCAAAGUCAACUCUGAUGAUCAGAAUGCUCUUUAUCAUGCUGUAGUACAAGCAACUGGCAGCAAGACAGAAGAUCCAAAGAAGGAAGCGUUGAUGCUACGUGAGAAGGUGAAAAAUGAGAUCCAGACAAACCUUGAAUUGUACAAACCUCAACUUAUUCUCAAGAGAGAAAAUGACUUUUCUCACAUAAACCCCAAGAAAUACAGCCUAACUGAAAGAAGUAAAAAGGAGGCGAAAACUCCACUGCUGGAAUAUUUUCAGAGUGUUAAAUUCAUCAAAAGUGAUGAACGUAUCCUCAUCAAAAUGUACCAUCUUGGAUUUGUUGGCGAAUAUAAAAGUGUUGUUAGUACUCGGAGGUUGAGUAUAAACAUCACUGGGACACUCAACACCAGCCAUAUUCCACCAAAAGACUCCUUUAGACUAGCGCAGACGUUCGUUGAAGAAUCAAAGUCAGCGAGCGAGUUUAAAACUAAAAACACGGAGCUUUAUAAACUGAUCAGCAGCGUAAAGACUGACAAUAAUGGACAGACCCUGAUUGCAAUGGAGGUUCUGGGACAAGAUCACAGACAAGCUUUAACUACAGGUCCAACCAGCCGUUCACAGAUGGCCAGGAAACUUCUGGCAGACACCAUGAUUAGUGGAGAUGCGGAGCUUCUGCUGAAACGCUCCAUGAUUUUACAUCACCCGCUUUCCUCACAGAAGCUCAGAUCGGCUCUAGGUGAUAGCAUUCUGUCUCAGUGUCCUGUUUUGUCUAAUGAUGGUAUCAGAGGCUACUACAAAGCAGGAUACAGAAACCUGGUGUCAGAGUACAGCCGCAUGGGAAUCCUGGAUCAGAACCAGCGUGAGCGUCUGGAAAAGUGGGUGUCUCAGGAUCAGCACGAGGACACAAACACUGCGGAGUAUGGAGAAGUUCUGAAGGAACUAAAAAAAAAUUAAAAUAAAUGUGAAUAUGGUGAUUAACAUGAUGGCUAUAGGAAGUUAUUGUCCUCUGCCACUGAAAUUAUAUUCACUGCAAAAAAGCACAAAAAAACAUUCUACUAUGUAACAAUAUCUUGAUCUAUUGAUCUUGUUUUUGGUAAUUUGAAUCAUUUAAUGACACUUCACAUUCAAAGCUGACGUAAUGUCGCAAUAGGUCACGAGAUACACGAGAGCCAAUGCCAUCAAAAUCACAGCUGAUGUAUCAUUUUGUCUGGUGGUAAUUUUAAAUGUGUUUCACCCUGAAGCUUCACCAGAUGUGAAGAUUCACUGCGGAUGGUGCUCGUUUUAGUGUCUUUUCAUCAUAAAAAUUGAUUGUUUGACCUUGGUACACUUGGAAUAUGUGACUGUUUUACAUUUACAUUUAGUCAUUUAGCAGACGCUUUUAUCCAAAGCGACUUACAGAGAGUUCAGGGAGCAAUAGAGCAAUAUGUCAUACAGGAGCAAUAAUAGGUGCUAAUACAAAGUUACUAGUUUCCACAAAAGCCAGAACAAUACCUGUUGAGAGAAA